UAAUGAAAAAACAAAAUCAAAUAGAGUAGUGUUACUGUCAGACGAAAAAGAAAUAGACUGGUCAUAGUCAAAGCUUCUCUUGAUUGAAGUCACGUAUGGCGACCCAUUAAUUAAGGGUCAGAGGUCUCGGUGGCUAAGGCCUAAUAUAUGAUCAUAUUGAUAUGAAAAGAUAAUUAAAUAAUUAGUAGCGUUUGUUGUGGAAAUUGGUGAUGAUGGAGGGGGUGAUUCUGAAUCCUAUAGAGUGUCUGGGUAAAGGGUUUGAUUUGACGAGUGAUUUUCGAUUGAAAUUUGCAAAGGGUUGUAGGAGGUUGGUGGUGGUUGAUCAAGAGAACAAGAGGGACAUUACAGUUCCUGGUGGAGCAAUCAUUCCAAAUGUUUCUGAGGAUAUUCGCUGUGACAAAGGAGAUCGCCUACGUUUUAAGUCUGAUGUUCUUCAAUUCAACCAGAUGUCUGAAUUGCUUAAUCAGAAAUCAGCAAUACAAGGAAAAAUACCAUCUGGCUAUUUUAACGCUCUUUUUGAUUUGAGUGGUGAUUGGUUACGUGAUGCUCAUGACAUCAAACAUCUUGCUUUUGAUGGUUAUUUCAUUUCGCUGUACUAUUUGCACCUAACUCCUUCACACCUUAUACUGCAAGAGGAAGUAAAGAAAUCUGUUCCAGCUCAGUGGGAUCCAGCUUCUUUAUCCAGGUUCAUUCAGACAUAUGGUACACACAUAAUAAUAGGUAUGGCUGUAGGAGGUCAAGAUGUAAUCUGUGUCAAACAAAGACAUUCUUCAAAAAUUCCUCCUGGUGAUCUAAGAAGACAUUUAGAGAAUCUAGGAGAUUUUCUAUUUUCAGAUUUGAGAAGUCAUUCUCAACUACAAAGGAAGACCACAGAAGGCAAACAGAAAGUUCCUGAUGUCUUUAAUCGCGUGAUGCAAUCAAGCACAAUGCAGUUCACCAGUAUUUCAGAAACAUCAAGCAAGGAUGGCCUCACCAUCCUUUGCUCAAAAAGAGGAGGAGAUGUGUUCAAGCAAGGUCACUCAAAUUGGCUCCAGACAGUUGCUUCUAAUCCUGAAGCAAUCCUCUUCAAGUUUGUGCCUAUUUCCUCACUCCUUACAGGAAUUCCUGGAAGUGGAUAUCUUAGUCAUGCAAUCAAUUUGUAUUUACGUUAUAAGCCACCUCCUGAAGAUUUACAAUGCUUCUUGGAGUUUCAAAUUCCAAGGCAAUGGGCACCCAUGUUUUAUGAGCUACCUCUAAGGCAUCAAAGGAAAAAAACUUCUUCCCCUUCCCUGCAGUUUAGUUUCAUGUGUUCAAUGCUUCAUGUCAGCGCUGCAAAGGUAGAAAGUGAUCAAAAACCUGUGGUGGGUCUCCGCUUGUACUUAGAAGGCAGAAAAUGUGACAGACUUGCAAUACAUAUAAAUCAUCUUUCAGGCCUCCCAAAUACAAUGAUCCUCUCUUCAGGCACCUCAACCCCAUCUAUGUGGCGAGGAUCUGAUGAUAAUGAAUCCAGUGACCACUUUCUGGAACCAAUAAGGUGGAAAAGAUUUGCAAACGUGUGCACUGCAGUGGUUAAGCAUGACCCUAGCUGGUUGAAUGAAUCAAAUGGUGUUUACAUUGUAACUGGUGCACAACUCAUUAGCAAAGGAAGCUGGCCAAAGAAUGUGCUUCACUUGCGCUUAUUAUUUACUCACAUACCCAAUUGCAGUAUUAGGAAAUCAGAAUGGGCUGCAGCACCGGAGGCAUCAAGAAAAUCAUCUUUCCUCACAAAUCUAAGCACAACAUUUUCAUUCACACAACAAAGUGUCACUGCUUCUCAGAAGCAGGCUCCAACUGUUCUUAACUCAGGUGUUUAUCCAGAUGGUCCACCUGUUCCUGUUGGUUCUGGUAAACUCCUUAAAUAUGUGGAGACAAGUGAGGUUGUUCGAGGCCCGCAUGAUGCUCCUGGUCAUUGGUUGGUAACAGCUGCUAAGCUUGUGACAGAGGGUGGUAAAAUUGGAUUACAAGUGAAGUUUGCAUUGUUAGACUAUUAGUCAUUCCAAGUUACUUUUCUUCUUUGUAUAUUGAUCGAUGUAUAUUUUUUAUUGCUUAAAUUUUGUUAAAUUACAGAUCACAUGUACAUAUGGUUUUGUAUAGUACAGUAUACAAAAUGAGUGGUAUAAUUGAUUUCAGCCAGU
Abrus precatorius (Indian licorice) is the source of this 2153-nucleotide messenger RNA. Its product is annotated as MACPF domain-containing protein At1g14780-like. Gene Ontology annotation, biological process: plant-type hypersensitive response; regulation of salicylic acid mediated signaling pathway. The record is from RefSeq and is a predicted model, not a curated record. Bases 210 to 2009 code for a protein of 599 amino acids. NCBI's taxonomy places the organism in Eukaryota, Viridiplantae, Streptophyta, Magnoliopsida, Fabales, Fabaceae. Gene Ontology annotation, cellular component: plasma membrane. The transcript is spliced from 7 exons.